Molecule: messenger RNA, 1267 nt
Organism: Saccostrea echinata
Lineage: Eukaryota; Metazoa; Mollusca; Bivalvia; Ostreida; Ostreidae
Exons: 5
Coding region: 33-1073 (346 amino acids)
Source: RefSeq, a predicted model, not a curated record
AAGUCGAGUCAGUAUAUAUUUGGGAGAAAGCGAUGUUGAGCUACCUUUCACUUUUCUUGGUCCUGUUUCACUGUGUGUCAGCUGGUCAGGAGAAACACUGGUUAUGUGUUAAAACCCCUCCCCCACGCUUUCGGGACCUGCACGCCUCCUGUCCCUCGGAACAGUGCUACUCUCUGCAUCUUUUUGCGUGCUACAACGAAGACUGCUGUGCCUUAAACAUCCGGCCAGAUGGCAACGCCAGUAUUCCCAUAUUUGGACGCGGAAUAAACUUGGCUACAGUAACCGACAUUCAAAUAAACGAGGCGUCCGGUUUAGUUGCAAGCCGAUUACAUGCCGGUGUGCUGUACACCCACAAUGACAGCGGGGACCGGGCGCGGAUCUUCGCCGUGGACUCGGAGGAUGGUGGGACGUUAGCAGUUUACGAUAUUGCCUCAGCUACUCAUCAUGACUGGGAGGAUAUGGCUGUUGGCGUGUGUCCCUCAGGAUCAGGAUCUUGUAUAUACAUUGGUGAUGUUGGCGGGAACUACGGAGACGCUGGAAGUGUCAAGAACAUCUACGUGGUAGAAGAACCCAAGGUUAUUUCCGGGAACGACACCCUACCCCUCCUCGCAAAACUUCAUUAUAACUGGGAUGUGUACGACACAGAAACACUGAUGAUUGAUCCCACAGGGGACGUUAUUCUGAUCUCCAAGGUACAAGGAGGGCGUGGCUUAGUGGGCUAUAUACCCUCCAUUGCAUUCUACACUGCACAACAAUUCCCAUUUCCUCAAUCUUACAACAUCACCAACUCCACUACACUGAAUAUUCCUCUAACUGAUGACGUGGACCCGCUAGGAGGGGACAUAUCCCCCAAUGGUCGAGAAGUUGUCUUGAGGACACACCACAAGAUCUAUUACUGGAUGGUCAAUAACAGGGAGUACCUCACAACACUAAACACGACCGAGCCCUUGGAGGUGCCACAGAAGAAGGAACCCCAGGGUGAGGCCGUAUCCUGGGACACCCGUGGGGAGGGGUACUACACCCUCAGUGAGAGGGAAAAUCAACCGCUGUACUACUUCAGAAGGCUGUUUUAAAUGUUAAAAUAAGAUACAAUGCCAGACAUAUUAAUUUUUCUCAAUCUUUAAAUCUUUUUUAACAAAUGUAUAUAUAAACUUUCAACAAGUUUGACUGAAAAAAGAUACAUGAAUGCAUUCUACUGUAGCAAAUUUCUAAAAUAUUUUUUUUACAAUUUUGUAUCUUAUACUUUUGAUAAAAGCCUUGUCUUGUU